Adelges cooleyi (spruce gall adelgid) is the source of this 561-nucleotide messenger RNA. Its product is annotated as U6 snRNA-associated Sm-like protein LSm5. The transcript has 3 exons. The record is from RefSeq and is a predicted model, not a curated record. Bases 130 to 405 code for a protein of 91 amino acids. Gene Ontology annotation, cellular component: U4/U6 x U5 tri-snRNP complex; Lsm1-7-Pat1 complex; U6 snRNP. Lineage: Eukaryota; Metazoa; Arthropoda; Insecta; Hemiptera; Adelgidae. Gene Ontology annotation, molecular function: RNA binding. Gene Ontology annotation, biological process: mRNA splicing, via spliceosome.
GAUACAGACAACGAUUUACGCCGACAACAGCUAACCGGUUCGGUUUGAACUUAAGGAAGUUUUUAAGUUUUAGUUUACUACGAAUUACAGUAGUCGAAUAUUUAUUUAAUUCUCUCAAAUCGUCCGACCAUGACAACAUCCGUGGCGACUAAUCCUUCUACGUUACUUCCUCUUGAACUAGUCGACAAAUGUAUUGGUUCCAGAAUUCAUAUAGUCAUGAAGAAUGACAAAGAAAUCGUGGGAACUCUGUUGGGAUUUGAUGACUUUGUCAACAUGCUUCUAGAAGACGUAACAGAGUACGAGUCGACGCCCGAAGGAAGACGAGUCACCAAACUAGAUCAAAUAUUAUUGAACGGAAAUAAUAUAACGAUGUUGGUGCCCGGAGGUGAAAUGCCAGGAGAAUAAUUAUUAUUGUUAAGAAAUGUUUAAUCUCACACUGUAAUAUAUUUAAGGAAUAUAAAAGAAUAUACAAAAAUUAUUAAAACUUAAUUUUUAUUUGAACCAAUUUGGUACGAAAUAAAAGAAUAAAAAGUCUUUAUUAUAGAUUUUUAAUUUAUACUA